UCUAGUAAGGAGGAAGCACCCAGCAUGUUCAGGGGCUGAACACUCAGUGUAUCCCGUGCUCUGGAGGAAAUUGGACAGUGAACUGGAUUUUGGCUAGCAGGACAGGAGCUGAUUUGCUGGUGGCGUGAAGUCCUCUUCCAUGGAAUUUGGUGUCACGCUAUUCAGCUGCCUGGGCUGCUAAAGUGGCUCUGAGUAAGAGAUUGAUUAAGGGGUGAGCAAAUGAGGAAUUGAUCUUUUCCAGGAUUGGAGAGCCUGCCCCUGGCUGAAGUAUAUUGUUUUGGUUGUGCCUCAAAGAGUGGACAGGAUGUUUUGCUAGUUCAGCCCACCAGGGAAUUAAUCUCCUGUUGUGAAGAUUACAAAACUCCUCAACAAAACUGGCUCAUAAGGGAAAGAAUGACAGCCUGAAGCAUUGGAGGCUGGGGAAAUUUAGUCAAGAUGUAAUUUUUUGGAUCGAGAAAAGCAAAGUCAGGGUCCUGGCAAGUGAUCUGAAGUUUACAAAAGUCGAAGCUCUGACUAGUGUUUCUCAUGGGUGAUUGAGGGAUGACAAAAUCAUGUAUGCAUUGAGAAGUAGGCAGGGUUCCCACACCCGGGCCCUGUCCGUCAGUUUGAGUAAUACAAAUGGGAAAGGUGUCCCAAGCCACAUCACUAAGACUUCCUGACCUUAAUUUGCUGUACCAUGGAACAGAAAUGCAGUAGAAAGUCCAUUGUGAUGAGUGGCUGUGGUCAGAAGUUAUCCAGCCUGGGAUAGAUUGAAUUUCUCACUAUUCUUCACUGUCCUGUAGGGAUAUUAUGCAUCCACACCUUUACCAUGGCCUCACGGUGGGUGAAGAAUACGUUCCUGCCGGUUGACUUUGGGGCUUUGUCAUGUGACUUGCUUUGGCCAAUGGGAUCUUAGCAGACAUGCCAUAGCAGAGGCUUGAAAUGCGUUUAAGUAGAUGGGCAUGCCCUGUUGUGCACCACCGUGAAAGAGCUUCCUCAGGUAUCUGCUGCCCUUUCAGCCUGGAUCCCAGAAUGAACACAUGUGGAGCAAACUUGAGCCCAACCUGCAGCAAUGAGUCAUGUCCAGUCAGACCAACAACCUGAAGCAAAGUUGCCUACUGAGACUAGCUUAGGAAACUUCCAGUGGAAUGUAGCAGUGAGUUAAUUCAUGGUGAUUCUUAGAGCCAAAAUAGGUCAGUUUGUGCUCAGGGCUGACCUCUGUUUGGAAGGAAGAGAAUAUUGCCUGCAUGGAAGAAGUUGAGGACCACAUCAUCCUUCCCCCACGCUUUCCCUACUGGCUUGCAGUUUCCUCCAGUGUGGUUCCUAUGACUUUUACAAUGGCCUACCAGAUCUCCUGAUCUCCCAGUGAUAUGAGAAGCCUGGGUAGUCCUUGGGGAUCAGCCUCCUGGUGCACUGAGAAGGGCAGAGAAGAAUGGAGACUCUUAUCUUGCUGUAAAGAACACCUAGAGGGCAGGCACCCAGGACAUGGAGUCAUGAUUUUGGUUUCAAUGCCAUCUAUACUGUCAAGGAGAGUUGCUAUAUGUGCCAGAGCUAAAUGUUUUGAAAUUGUGUUGAUUCAUCUGGAGGCAUGUGGGCGACAUCUGGAGUGGAAUGAAGGUUAUGCUUCCCUGAAUGUGGUUUCUAUGGAAUGUAUGAUAAGAUUCUGCUUUUUCGCCAUGAUCCUACCUCCGAAAACAUCCUUCAGCUGGUGAAAACGGCCAGUGAUAUCCAGGAAGGUGAUCUUAUUGAAGUGGUCUUGUCAGCGUCCGCCACCUUUGAAGACUUUCAGAUUCGUCCGCACGCUCUCUUUGUUCAUUCCUACAGAGCUCCGGCGUUCUGUGAUCACUGUGGAGAGAUGCUGUGGGGCCUGGUGCGUCAAGGCCUUAAAUGUGAAGGAUGUGGUCUGAAUUACCAUAAGAGAUGUGCAUUUAAAAUCCCCAACAAUUGCAGUGGCGUGAGGCGGAGAAGGCUCUCAAAUGUUUCCCUCACUGGACUCAGCACCGUCCGCACAUCAUCUGCUGAGCUCUCCACCAGUGCCCCUGACGAGCCCCUUCUGCAAAAGUCACCGUCAGAGUCGUUCAUUGGUCGAGAGAAGAGGUCGAAUUCUCAGUCAUACAUUGGGCGACCAAUUCAGCUGGACAAGAUUUUGAUGUCUAAAGUUAAAGUACCGCACACGUUCGUCAUCCACUCCUACACGCGGCCCACGGUGUGCCAGUACUGCAAGAAGCUUCUCAAGGGGCUUUUCAGGCAGGGCUUGCAGUGCAAAGAUUGCAGAUUCAACUGUCAUAAACGCUGUGCACCAAAAGUACCAAACAACUGCCUCGGUGAAGUGACCAUUAAUGGAGAUUUGCUUAGCCCUGGAGCAGAGUCUGAUGUGGUCAUGGAAGAAGGGAGUGAUGACAAUGACAGUGAAAGAAACAGUGGGCUCAUGGAUGAUAUGGAAGAGGCAAUGGUCCAAGAUGCUGAGAUGGCGAUGGCAGAAUGCCAGAAUGACAGUGGGGAAAUGCAGGAUCCAGACCCGGACCACGAGGACUCCAACAGGACCAUCAGUCCAUCAACAAGCAACAAUAUUCCACUCAUGAGGGUAGUGCAGUCUGUCAAGCACACGAAGAGGAAAAGCAGCACAGUCAUGAAAGAAGGAUGGAUGGUCCACUAUACCAGCAAGGACACUCUGCGGAAACGGCACUAUUGGAGAUUGGAUAGCAAGUGCAUUACCCUCUUCCAAAAUGACACAGGAAGCAGGUACUACAAGGAAAUCCCUUUAUCAGAAAUUUUAUCUCUGGAACCGGCAAAAACUUCAGCUUUAAUUCCUAAUGGGGCCAAUCCUCAUUGUUUUGAAAUCACUACAGCAAAUGUAGUGUAUUAUGUGGGAGAAAAUGUGGUCAAUCCGUCCAGCCCACCACCAAAUAACAGUGUCCUCACCAGUGGUGUUGGUGCAGAUGUGGCCAGGAUGUGGGAGAUGGCCAUCCAGCACGCCCUUAUGCCCGUCAUUCCCAAGGGCUCGUCCGUGGGCUCAGGAACCAGCUUGCACAGAGAUAUUUCUGUGAGUAUUUCAGUAUCAAAUUGCCAGAUUCAAGAAAAUGUGGACAUCAGCACAGUAUAUCAGAUUUUUCCUGAUGAAGUACUGGGUUCUGGACAGUUUGGAAUUGUUUAUGGAGGAAAACAUCGUAAAACCGGAAGAGAUGUAGCUAUUAAAAUCAUUGACAAAUUAAGGUUUCCGACAAAACAAGAAAGCCAGCUUCGUAAUGAGGUUGCCAUUCUACAGAACCUUCAUCACCCUGGUGUUGUAAAUUUGGAGUGUAUGUUUGAGACGCCUGAAAGAGUGUUUGUUGUUAUGGAAAAACUCCAUGGAGACAUGCUGGAGAUGAUCUUGUCAAGUGAAAAGGGCAGGUUGCCAGAGCACAUAACGAAAUUUUUAAUUACUCAGAUACUUGUGGCUUUGCGGCAUCUUCAUUUUAAAAAUAUCGUUCACUGUGACCUCAAACCAGAAAACGUGUUGCUAGCCUCAGCUGAUCCUUUUCCUCAGGUGAAACUUUGUGAUUUUGGUUUUGCCCGGAUCAUUGGAGAGAAGUCUUUCCGGAGGUCGGUGGUGGGCACCCCCGCUUACCUGGCUCCUGAGGUUCUAAGGAACAAGGGCUAUAAUCGCUCUCUAGACAUGUGGUCUGUUGGGGUCAUCAUCUAUGUAAGCCUAAGUGGCACGUUCCCAUUUAAUGAAGAUGAAGACAUACACGACCAAAUCCAGAAUGCAGCUUUCAUGUAUCCACCGAAUCCCUGGAAGGAAAUCUCUCAUGAAGCCAUCGAUCUUAUCAAUAAUUUGCUGCAAGUAAAAAUGAGAAAGCGCUAUAGUGUUGAUAAGACUUUGAGUCACCCUUGGCUACAGGACUAUCAAACGUGGUUAGAUUUACGAGAGCUGGAAUGCAAAAUUGGGGAACGCUACAUCACCCAUGAAAGCGAUGACUUGAGGUGGGAGCAGUAUGCGGGCAAGCAGGGGCUGCAGUACCCCGCACACCUGAUCAAUCCAAGUGCGAGCCACAGUGACAGUCCUGAGACCGAAGAAACAGAGAUGAGAGCCCUCAGUGAGCGUGUCAGCAUCCUCUGAGUUCCGUCUCCUAUAAUCUGUCAAAACACUGUGGAAUUAAUAAAUACAUACGGUCAGGUUUAACAUUUGCCUUGCAGAACUGCCAUUAUUUUCUGUCAGAUGAGAACAAAGCUGUUAAACUGUUAGCACUGUUGAUGUAUCUGAGUUGCCAAGACAAAUCAACAGAAGCAUUUGUAUUUUGUGUGACCAACUGUGUUGUAUUAACAAAAGUUCCCUGAAACACUAAACUUGUUAUUGUGAAUGAUUCAUGUUAUAUUUAAUGCAUUAAACCUAUCUCCACUGUGCCUUUGAAAAUCAGUGUUUUUCUUACUGGAGCCUCAGUUUGGUAAGAGACAGAAUCUAUCCAUGAAGCAGUUCUGUUCCAUGUAUCCAAUUGGUGUUGUUAUUAUAAACAGACUCUUGAGGAGUAGAUUAUUACCAGUGUUCUGUGAACAACUCCAAAACUCACGUGGAUGGAAACAAAUGAUGAGGGGGCAGGGAAUGAAAUCCUACAACACAAAUGCAUGAAAGAGUUUUUCCAUAUAGUCCACAUCUUUCGCCUGCCUGGUGUGCCUCAGUAUAUUUAAACUCGAGUCAAUGCACCCAAGUGUGCAGGGCUUACCACUCUUAAGCCUAAAUGCCUUAGAAAUGUACACUGCCAUUUAUAACAGCUAUAUUUCCCACUUUCUUACAAUGCCCUGUUGUACUAUGGAAAAUCAGCAGCUAAGCAACCUUUGGCUUUUGUGUAUUUUUCGAUAAAAACAAAUAAAUAUUCUUGUCAAGA
Molecule: messenger RNA, 4841 nt
Organism: Lemur catta (Ring-tailed lemur)
Lineage: Eukaryota; Metazoa; Chordata; Mammalia; Primates; Lemuridae
Gene: PRKD1
Product: protein kinase D1
Exons: 24
Coding region: 1628-4078 (816 amino acids)
Biological process (GO): protein phosphorylation
Molecular function (GO): ATP binding; protein serine/threonine kinase activity
Source: RefSeq, a predicted model, not a curated record